Messenger RNA from Sphaeramia orbicularis (orbiculate cardinalfish), 3963 nucleotides. RefSeq names its product Mtr4 exosome RNA helicase (gene mtrex). Gene Ontology annotation, biological process: maturation of 5.8S rRNA; RNA catabolic process. Lineage: Eukaryota; Metazoa; Chordata; Actinopteri; Kurtiformes; Apogonidae. The transcript is spliced from 27 exons. The record is from RefSeq and is a predicted model, not a curated record. Gene Ontology annotation, molecular function: ATP binding; RNA binding; RNA helicase activity. Gene Ontology annotation, cellular component: nucleus. The coding region runs from base 4 to 3114 and encodes 1036 amino acids.
AUCAUGGCGGACGCCUUUGGUGAUGGAUUGUUCAGCGUGUUUGACGAUGAUCAACCAACUACUACAAGCAAAAAAGCACCAUCCUCUGCAGCUCCUGAAAUAGGAAAAUCUAUAAGUAAAAAUGGAUCUGAUAGGGAUGCUGGUCCUUCUGCUCGAGGCAAGAGGGAGGCAGACAGUGAUGGUGGAGAGGAGGUGAUGCUUGGGAAGAAGGCUCGGCAUGAGGCAGCCUCUUCUAAUGACCUGAAUCUUGCAGAGUUUAUGCCCCAAGUCAAAGUAGAGCCAGUUGAGACGGUGGAAGGAUGCUCCCAUGAGGUUGCUCUGCCUUCAUAUGAAGAAUAUAAACCUCUCAAACCUAGAGUGGGAAAGGCAGCUAAGGAGUAUCCUUUUGUUCUUGACCCUUUCCAGCGUGAGGCCAUCCUGUGUAUUGAUAAUAACCAGUCUGUGCUUGUGUCUGCACACACGUCUGCUGGCAAAACUGUUUGUGCUGAAUAUGCCAUAGCCCUGGCCCUCAGAGAAAAGCAGAGGGUGAUCUUCACCAGCCCCAUCAAAGCCCUGUCCAAUCAGAAAUACAGGGAGAUGUAUGAAGAGUUCCAGGACGUAGGACUGAUGACUGGAGAUGUGACCAUCAACCCCACCGCCUCCUGCCUCGUCAUGACAACAGAGAUCUUGAGGAGCAUGCUUUACCGAGGCUCUGAAAUCAUGAGGGAAGUAGCGUGGGUCAUAUUUGACGAGAUUCACUACAUGAGAGAUGCAGAGCGUGGUGUGGUGUGGGAGGAGACCAUCAUUCUUCUUCCUGACAACGUGCAUUAUGUAUUCUUGUCCGCCACCAUCCCCAAUGCCAGACAGUUUGCUGAAUGGAUUUGCCACCUACAUAAGCAGCCUUGCCAUGUAGUGUACACAGACUACCGUCCCACUCCACUGCAACAUUAUAUAUUUCCAGCAGGGGGCGAUGGACUCCAUCUGGUAGUGGAUGAGAAUGGAGACUUCAGAGAAGACAAUUUCAACACAGCUAUGCAGGUCCUGCGAGACGCUGGGGAUUCUGGGAGCAGCAGUGGAGGCAAGUGGGAUCCGAGAGGACGGAAAGGAGGCACUAAAGGUCCAUCCAGUGUGUUCAAAAUAGUCAAAAUGAUCAUGGAGAGGAACUUCCAGCCCGUCAUCAUUUUCAGCUUCAGUAAAAAAGAGUGUGAGGCCUACGCUCUGCAAGUGGCCAAACUGGACUUCAACAGAGAUGAGGAGAAACGUCUGGUGGAAGAAGUGUUCAACAACGCAGUGGACUGUCUGUCAGAUGAAGACAAGAAACUCCCUCAGGUGGAGCACGUGCUGCCACUGUUGAAGAGAGGAAUAGGAAUCCAUCAUGGAGGUCUCCUUCCUAUUCUGAAAGAGACUAUUGAGAUCCUUUUCUCUGAAGGUCUACUGAAGGCCCUUUUUGCCACAGAGACAUUCGCCAUGGGAAUCAACAUGCCCGCUCGCACUGUGCUCUUCACCAGCGCACGGAAGUUUGAUGGCAAGAAUCACCGCUUUAUUACAUCAGGUGAGUACAUCCAGAUGUCUGGCCGUGCUGGAAGGAGAGGAAUGGACGACAGAGGAAUAGUUAUUUUCAUGGUGGACGAGAAAAUGAGUCCAGCUGUGGGCAAACAGCUACUUAAGGGUUCUGCAGACCCUUUAAAUAGUGCCUUCCAUCUGACCUAUAACAUGGUGCUCAACCUGCUGCGUGUGGAGGAGAUCAACCCUGAGUACAUGCUGGAGAAGUCUUUCUACCAGUUCCAGCACUACAGGGCUUUACCCGGCGUGGUGGAAAAAAUCAAGAAGUUGGAGGAGCAGUACCACAAGAUUGACAUUCCCAAUGAAGAGAGCGUUGUUACCUACUUUAAAAUCAGGCAGCAGCUGGCCAAGCUGGGCAAAGACAUCCAGGAGUUCAUCCACAAACCCAAACACUGCCUGCCCUUCUUACAGCCCGGUCGACUCGUCAAGGUGAAAAAUGAAGACGCUGACUUCGGCUGGGGAGUGGUUGUAAACUUUUGCAAGAAGGCUAACGUGAAGUCGGGUUCGGACUCUGAGCCGCUGUACGUGGUGGAGGUUUUGGUUCACUGCAGUAAGGAGAGUGUGAAAGAUGCUGCGACGGAGGCAGCGAAACCUGCUGCUCCAGGGGAGGCCGGAGAGAUGCAAGUGGUCCCAGUCAUGCUCCACCUCCUGACCUCCAUCAGCUCAGUUCGACUUUAUAUCCCCAAAGAUCUGCGACCCUUUGACAACAGACAGCUCAUGCUCAAAUCUAUACAGGAGGUGCAGAAGCGUUUUCCAGAUGGAGUUCCUCUGCUCGACCCCGUAGACGACAUGGGCAUCAAAGACCCAGGGUUGAAGAAAGUCAUUCAGAAAGUGGAGGCCUUUGAGCAUCGCAUGUACUCCCACCCCCUGCACAGUGACCCCAACCUGGAAGCAGUCUAUUCCCUUUGUGAGAAGAAAGCUCUGAUCGCAGCGGACAUCCGAACGGCCAGGCGGGAGCUGAAGAAGGCGCGGACCGUUCUGCAGAUGGACAAGCUCAAGUGCAGGAAGAGAGUCCUGCGGCGCCUCGGCUUCGCCAGCCCUUCGGACGUCAUCGAAAUGAAAGGACGCGUCGCCUGUGAGAUCAGCAGCGCCGAUGAGCUGCUGUUGACAGAAAUGGUCUUCAACGGCCUCUUCAACGAUCUGACCGUGGAACAAGCCACCGCCCUGUUGUCCUGCUUUGUCUUCCAAGAGAACGCCAAUGAGAUGCCAAAACUGACAGAACAACUAGCAGCACCGUUGAGACAAAUGCAGGAGUGUGCGAAGCGCAUAGCGAAGGUUUCUGCCGACGCUAAGGUGGAGGUGGACGAGGAGACCUACCUGAACCAGUUCAAACCUCACCUGAUGGACGUGGUCUACGCCUGGGCGAACGGCGCCACCUUCGCUCAGAUCUGUAAGAUGACCGACGUGUUCGAAGGAAGCAUCAUCCGCUGCAUGCGUCGCCUGGAGGAGGUGCUCAGACAGAUGUGUUCCGCCGCCAAAGCCAUCGGCAACACUGAACUGGAGAACAAAUUCGCUGAAGGAAUCACAAAGAUCAAGAGGGACAUCGUGUUCGCUGCCAGUCUGUACCUUUAGUGACCGCACAGCCUUGGACAGUGGACACUAUCUGAUGAAGAGGAAAGUCCUUAACCCCUUCAGCGCUGUUGGUGUACUGUUACGAUCCAUCAUUUUGUCAUGACCAUAAUGUUAGUUUUUGCGUGUUCAUACAAAACGCUCUAUUGUUUGAAUCCUGUUGACAGAACUGGAACCAUUAGCUUCGUUGUUUUUGCAGGUAUGUCAUGGACGCACAUUUAGUUUUCAGUCUCUAUGCAAAUACAAGGAAAUACAGACGUAAACUGCAUCCACAGGCAAAUGUCAGUACAUGGUGUGACCUGUUUCCAUAACCGAAGUAUCCCAAGUAAAACACAGGAGAUACACAGGACAAAAAACAUGCUAGGUGCAAAGCAGGUCACACUAAAUACUAGGAAUUUUCGUUGAUGUAUUUGUAUUUUCUAGUUGUAUGUCAAUGCAGAAGCAGAGAAAUGCACGCGUACGCUCAUUAUAACCUGGAUAAAACAGCCGACCUAAUGCUGCUCAGUACUGUUCUGUCAUCUUCCGUGCGGUUUACAGUCGGUACAUUAUAAUUUGUUAGAGGAAGUAAACUCAAUAUUCGUUCCUGUUCUUGUUCAGAUGAAUGCAUCUGUGUUGCCAGUUUUAUUUUUUUCCAAUAUUGCAUGAAUAAUCCAAAAUAUGAUAAAGAAGUGUAGAACACAAGUCAUGCUUUAAUUCAAACACUCAUGACAGAAUACACUCAACAGUCGCGUUCCGUUUGUGUUCAUGUUAAUACGUAAAAUGGCUUUAUUUUUUUCUUAUUUUAGACAUUUGUACAUAUUUGUAACAUUUUUUUUUUCAAUAAACGUCUGUAUGGCGAUGUUUUUACAUACA